CAUUGUCAGUCUUUGUCUUUUUUGUGGCUAGCUUCAAAAUGGCGGAUUUGGAGGACUCCGUGGUCGUUGUGGUGGAGGUUGAGGCUUGUUUCGAAGACAACGGUGACGGUGAGGUAGUUAUGUUGGCGGCGAUGGAGUUUAUGAUCCGCUCGAUGAUCGAAACUGCUUUCUCCGUUGUGCCAUCUUUUACCUUCGGGAGAGGUAUUGUUUCACAAUUGUGCGUGAAAAAGCCAAAGAUUGAAUGCAUAAUACCAAGACCUCAAUUUUACUGAGAGCAGGACCUGAGUGCUGGAUCACUGAUAUGAAACAAUUCCGAAGAGCUUACUAUUGAAAGUUUUGGAUGGAUACAAGGAGUUGAAGAACAGAAAGAUUGAUAUUUUAGUACAUUCUGGACGAUGGCCUCUUCAAAGAAAGAAGCAGUAGCAAACCUUUUGUCGCCACUUGAACGAUUUUAAAAUUAUUCGCAUUAUCGAUAUAGUGUGUAUAUAAACGCAAG
Acanthoscelides obtectus is the source of this 496-nucleotide messenger RNA. NCBI's taxonomy places the organism in Eukaryota, Metazoa, Arthropoda, Insecta, Coleoptera, Chrysomelidae. The record is from the annotation of a GenBank genome assembly.